AUGUAUCUCAUGUCGUCUCCCGCUGGGAAGUCUCUCCUCACCCGCAACACCCCCGAAUCACCGCAAACACCCUCUGCUGCACGGUUUCAAAGAGUCCGACACGAACAUGUUUGCCAAACAGCGUCACAUACGCACUGUAUCCUGCGCUUGUACUUGAGCGCCCGUUCCGCGAUCCCAGGGCCACCACUUCCUUGCCGUCUCGCGGCUGAGUCGCAGCGAUCCUACGGCUCGAGAACCAUCGCUAUUGGAGGCCAGCAUGCCAGGGAAGACGCCCACAUUCGAGAUCAUAAGCAUGAUCUUGAGCUGCAUGCUACCUUUGCCGAUCUCACGGCGGGCGAGGUUCUGAAAAAGGCCAAGCGAGAAGAUGGAAGGCACAAAGUUCUUCGUACCGCUCUUUCCAGUGAAAGAAAAUUGAACUCCAAUCUACACGACACCAUCCGUGAGGGUACUUCCAAAUUCUUCGAAGAACAACGCGAGCGUGUCGUUUCCAUCUUCAACGACUGUCUCAAAGGCGCCAAAGGCAUCAACGUCGCUUUGGCUGACGCUCGCCAAAACGAGAUCCGGAGUCUCAAGCAAGCAUUACAAGAGUGCAGACAGUGUCGAACACAAACUGAACAAGCUCGAGCAGGCGGGUGUGAAUGCUGA
Messenger RNA from Zasmidium cellare ATCC 36951, 645 nucleotides. RefSeq lists its product as uncharacterized. NCBI's taxonomy places the organism in Eukaryota, Fungi, Ascomycota, Dothideomycetes, Mycosphaerellales, Mycosphaerellaceae. The record is from RefSeq and is a predicted model, not a curated record. The transcript is spliced from 2 exons. The coding region runs from base 1 to 645 and encodes 214 amino acids.